Messenger RNA from Perkinsus marinus ATCC 50983, 4941 nucleotides. Its product is annotated as cathepsin c, putative. Lineage: Eukaryota; Perkinsozoa; Perkinsida; Perkinsidae. The transcript has 50 exons. Bases 1 to 4941 code for a protein of 1646 amino acids. Gene Ontology annotation, cellular component: lysosome. The record is from RefSeq and is a predicted model, not a curated record. Gene Ontology annotation, molecular function: cysteine-type endopeptidase activity; protein binding.
AUGGUCAACUUGAUCGUAUUUGCUAUCCUCCUCGUAGGACUUGCUGAUCUCCCUUUGCACUGCACUAUUGAAGAUGUUCAAGGCUGGUGGCAGUUGUAUCUACUGAAAGGCCCUGUACCAAGCUGGAAUGGUAAGGAAGAGCAGGACAGCUUCUGUGGGUAUACUCCCAUCAAUAGCAACGAGGCCAACAUAGCCCGUGGCAAUCAGAUACAACAGCUCAUGGAUGCAUCAGCGCUGAGUGGUCUCGAUGGACUAACGUCACACACUACUGAGAGGAUACUGAAUAUGACUCUGUCAUCGAGCCCUGUCGUCGACUUGAAUCUCUCAAUGGACCAGGAUGUCAGUGGUGAUGGUGUGCUUCGGGACCAUCAUCUGAAGGUAUUGGAUAUUAGCGGUGCAUACAGAGGCAGCUGGUCUGUCGGCUACGAUGAGGGUCUCGUGCUGAAGAACCUAGUCCUGAACAACAGCGCGGUGCCGCGGCACUUGGUGGCCUUCUUCCGCUAUCGCUGCCUCUCUGGGAGUAGCCAUUGUGGGGACUAUGCAGACUUUGAAGAUGAGUUCGGCACCACUCAGGGCUAUGAGUCGCUAUGUGGUCAGACUCUGAUAGGAUGGUGGAGCUCGCGUAGCGGAGCGAAGCAAGGAUGCUUUUGGAUGAGAAAGAAGAGUGAUGAGGAAGCGAAUAAAGUCCAUAGUGUGGCAGUCCUACCAGGGUCUAUGACACCGUCUGCAUUCAUAACCCUGAGGGGGAGAAGGCGGAAGGCUAGCAUUACCCGCUACUCUCUGAACAACGGUUGUGUCGGUCUGACCUUGGACGCAUUUCUCUUCAGGGCUCGUGCAAUUGCUCUGAUGACGAGGAGUGGUAGUAGUGGUCUAUUAGAUGACAUCAAUGUAGAUGAGGACACCGAGGGGUAUGCUAGGUUCAAGGGCAGGUAUCAUGUCUUAGCUGAUGGCGCGUAUACAGAGGACAGCUACGCCGAGGAGGCACCCACCAAAUACCCUCCACAGCCUAUAGACGAGGCCUGUAUGAGUACUAAUAGCAUUGAGGAUGCCGACCUCGUGGCGUCCCUGCCAAAAGCGUAUGAUUUCCGUGAUGAAGUUCCGCAUUUUGGAAAUCUAGAGUCUCAGCAGAUGCUAUGUGGCAGCUGCUAUGCGAUAGGUGCGGUGUCGGCCCUUCAAACUGCCAUUGCUCGGCAGUUCCAACUUCUUGGGAUGGACCUGCCCGACGACUGGGGUCUGUCCGUCCAGGGGGCUUUAUCGUGCGGUUAUGCUUCUCAAGGAUGCAACGGUGGAUUUCCUGGUAUCAUGGCAUUCGACCUGACUGUCCAGGGUGUACCUCGAGCUUCCUGCAUGCCGUAUCAGGGGACUCCCGAAGCUUGUGACCGAUCAUGCUAUAGAGAUUCCACCAAAUUGUGGUAUGCCAAGGAUUUCGCAUACGUUGGGGGCUUCUACGGUCGUUGUAGUGAGGCCCAGAUGAGGCAGCAUAUAAUGCAGCAAGGACCGGUCUCGGUGGCUGUGAAUGCACAGAGCGACCUGCUCCCCAGACCACCUCACAAUAUCACAGGCUUGGAUGCUGGGGUACCCUAUGGGACGGAGCACACAGUAAGGGUGAAGGCCACACGCCUAUUGCCCUCUCCUGGGAAGGAUGUGUUGGGUGCUCAUCUCCUUGUGGACACCAGCGGCUUCCGUACGAUUACGCCCUCUAGUCGAGAUCUCAUUAUAAGGGCGGCCUUAGCGAAAGGGGUCACUUCAUGGCCUCAAGUGGCACAUGAGAUCACUCGCGUGCUCAAGUCAACCGGCCUGGGGGAGUACCAACUUCACGAACCCCAAUACCUCGGUAUCGACCAGUGGGAGUACACCAACCAUGCACUGCUGGUCGUGGGGUGGGGAUCUGAGAUGGAUCACAAGGCUGGCAAGGAGGUGGACUACUGGAUAGCGCGCAACUCCUGGGGCGCCGACUGGGGUCCCAACAAGGAUGGGUAUGUGAAGAUACUCAGGGGAGUUAACUUUGGUGGUAUAGAGAGACAGGCGGUUGCUAUAACACCAGACCCUUGUAGAGGAGCUUUCAGAGGCAAGUGGCGACUGUAUUUCUUGAAGGGCCCAGUGCCUGACUGGAGGGCUGAUACUGGCGGCAACUUUUGCGGAUAUACAGCUAUUAAUUCUAACAAAGGCAAUCUGGCUGUGGGCCAGAAGAUCGAUGAACUUAUGCGGCGGGAAAGACCGACUAGUGAGGACUUUAAUGAGAUCCUUGGCAUGUCCGUCGAUGGGGAGCCAAUAGAGAUUGAACUGUCCCUAUCACAGAAGAUGGAAGACGUUUAUGGGGAGAAGGAUGCUCACCACUUGAUGGUGAUGGAUGCGGAUGAUAGCACACUGGAGUUGGGGCAUUGGACCAUGGGCUACGACGAGUUUAUAGUACUUGAUAACUUCAACCAUCCUAGAUCUAACGACAUCCCGAGGAAGAUAGAUUUGUUCGUUCACUACCGGUGUACAGGGGAGAGGGAAUGCGGUGGAGUUGAAGACGCUGAGUCGCCGGAUGGUACAACAGAGGGAUAUGUUUCCUACUGCGGCCGAACGCUUGUUGGCUUCUGGUCCGCGAUUGACGGGUCUAAGCAGGGCUGUGCUUGGGCGAGGAAAGUCGACGCAGAGGAGGCCAAUAAGGUACACAGCUUGGCAGUGUCUCAUAGGGAGGGCGGCUCUGGGCAUGCGACUAAGAUAUUAGCACCGGAGUUCGCUGUAAUGGAGCCUAUGAGGGACGUGGGGGAGGUCCAGCCUCAUGUGAAGGGGGUCGAGAGCCAACGACAACUGGGCUAUACAGGAAUGAAGGGGAAACGGGACCAUUACGGAGAUUACGGCAGUCCAGUGAGGAGCCAAGGUCCCUGUGGGGGGUGCUAUGCUAUGGCUAUUGCGGCUGCUGUACAAGGCGCUAUAUACAAGGACUUCAAGGCGAUGGGAAUCCCCAUACCAGAUGACUUUGAACUUUCUCCUCAAGGAAUUAUUUCGUGUAGCUAUACUGCUCAAGCCUGCAAUGGAGGGUUCCCUGGUUCAGUCGGUUUCGACCUACUCGUAACGGGUAUAACAACAGAGCGAUGCAUGCCAUACGUGUCCGGCGAUGGUAGAUGCAAAGCCGAGUGUUUCAAUGAUGAGACGAAAGUGUGGUAUGUCAAAGAAGGCACCUAUAAAGGGGGAUUCUAUGGUCGUUGUAGCAUGGCGAGGAUGAUGCAGCAUGUCUAUGUGCAUGGACCGAUGCAAGUGGCGAUAGAGGCCCCUAAUGGUCUCAACCCCACACUCUUUAAUGAUGUUGAAAUUUAUGUGGCUAAUGCCCCUAAGGGCUUCAUGGAAGUGCUCAACCAUGUUCCUCUGCGAGAUCAUAAUGUACUCCUCACUGAAAAGGACGAGGCUCUGCUACGGCAUCUGAGCGUGGCACCAGGCAAGCAGCCAGAGGCGGACGGGGACGUACACUUGCGUAUACACGGCUCCUUCGAAGCCGAUAAGGAGACUCUCACCGAAUCGUUGGAGUCUCUCCUCACGAAGUUCGGUAGAGGCUUCCGGAUAGCAAAGGUUGAGGCCAUUGGUUAUGACCAUUGGGGCUACACUAACCAUGCUCUGACCAUUGUGGGUUGGGGAACUGAGACUGAUUCCAACACAGGGGAGGAACUGCCUUACUGGCUGGCUAGAAACUCCUGGGGUCCCAACUGGGGCCCGUUUGGAGACGGUCAUCUCAAACUGGAGCGUGGUGUUAACCUUGGGGGCGUGGAGGCUCAAGCGAUGUCGUUCCUUCCGGACCCUUGUCGAGGAAGCUACCGAUAUUAUGUGGACAUUUACAUCGCCGCAGCUUCUUGCAGUCGUUUGCCCAUGUUCAUUCGCCAAUCGGGUUUCCGAUAUGUACAGAGGCAGAUCAGGAUGUAUAGGUGGAACCGGCUAACGGCCAACAUGUUGCUCACCGGCAGCCGUUCUGAGGCUGGAUCUUCGAUGGCCUUGGUUAUUUGUGGUGCUGGUAUUGGAGGCUUCUCUCUCGCGUCUCACGCGGUGGUAUCCCCUAAUGAUUAUGGGACCUCCUGUGGAUGGCUUGGCGGCAGUAGUAAGAGCAACGAAGAGGAUGAGAUGGUGGACGAGAAGGAUGUCUUGAGUGACAUUGAAUCCAAUAAGGCUUUCACCAUGGGGAGCGGUGGAGGGUGUAGUAUUGUGGCUAAGUUGGGUGAUAGCCAGCAGCACCAGCAGGAGACAGUAACGGCUGAUUCAACGCCUUCUACGGCAUCGGGUGGUUAUGGAGAGGAGGAUGCUGUAUGGGGCGAGCUUAUGGAGGGUGCAGGGGCCUCAGCUGAUGCUAGGAUUAGACCAAAUGACCUGCAUUUGGCUGCCUUCAGGGGCGAUGUAGUCGAAGUGAAGGCUUUGAUCAGCACUAAGGAGCAUCAGAUCAACCAAGCGGAUAGUGAAGGCAUGACACCAUUGAUGGUGGCUGUUAAACAGGGCCAUUUGGCUGUUGCUGAGCUGCUCUUGCCGCUCAGUGAUGUCCAUGCUACUGAUAAGGAGGAAUGGACAACUCUGCAUUGGGCGUGCGAAGUUGGAAGGUUGACAUUCGUUGAGAAGCUCUGUGAGGAGCAUUCGGAGCUGUUGGCUAUGAAGGAUAAGAGGGGUCUCUCUCCCCUGCAUAUUGCUUGUUGGCAAGGGAACGAGGAGUUGGCUAAGAUCUUGUUGGAGAAUAAGGCUGACAUGAAAGCCUUGACCAAAUGGGGCGAAACGCCUUUACACCACGCGGCAUUCUUUGGCCACGUUGAGGUGUGUCGACUCCUAUUGGACCACGGGGCGGAUCCUCUAGUGAAGGAUAGACUGCGUCGUUCGGCUAAGUCGUUGGCAAGUGGCAAGGCAGCCAAGGCGGAACUACGAGAUCUGUUCCGCGAGGCUGUUGCUCUGAACUCGUCCUCCACGGCCUCCCUCAAUGAGUGA